Molecule: messenger RNA, 4934 nt
Organism: Pyrus x bretschneideri (Chinese white pear)
Lineage: Eukaryota; Viridiplantae; Streptophyta; Magnoliopsida; Rosales; Rosaceae
Exons: 9
Coding region: 228-4724 (1498 amino acids)
Biological process (GO): protein phosphorylation
Cellular component (GO): nucleus; cytoplasm; plasma membrane
Molecular function (GO): protein binding; ATP binding; protein serine/threonine kinase activity
Source: RefSeq, a predicted model, not a curated record
AGACAGAAUGGUAGUUUUGAGGAAGCAUUUCGGAGCAUGAAAGUGAUCAAGAUCCAAACGAGGUCAAGCAGUGGAGAGAGGAUCUUAAGGCUUCUGCAGAUUUGUCUGGCCGGGAUCUUCUAACCACGGCCGACAGGUGUGAAGGGGUGUUUAUCGAGAAAAUUGUUGGGGAUGUCAAGGGACUACUGAAAACCACAGACUUUAAAGAAGCCAAGCACUCAGUUGGAAUGGCUUUUCGCGUGCAAGAAUUCAGUACUAAAUACUUAGAUGUUGGAGGUUCACCUGAUGUUCAAAUAAUUGGAAUUUGUGGUAUGGGUGGUAUAGGUAAAACAACGCUUGCGAGAGCCAUUUUUAGCAAAUAUCAUCAUAGUUUCAACAGUCAAUGUUACCUUGAAGAGGUGAGUAAAAAGAAAAAUAUGGUUGGUCUGCAAGAACAACUUCUUCGAGAUAUUUUAAAACAACCUGACAUUAAGGUAAGCAGUGUUGCCGAAGGGACCAAUGAGAUAGAGAAAAGACUUGGAAGCAUGAAGGUACUCAUCGUGGUUGAUGACAUAGAUGAUGCAGACCAGUUAGAUGAGUUGGCGAUAGAACACAAAUCGUUUGGUCCAGGAAGUAGGAUUAUUAUAACGACAAGAGAUGAACAAGUGCUGAAUAUACAAAAGGUGGAUAAAAGAUAUAAGGCACAAGCAAUGACAAAGAAAGAAGCUCUUAAGCUCCUUAGUUGGCAUGCCUUUGGAAAUGAUUAUCCCGAUAAAGAAUAUAUUGAAUUGGCAAGAGAUAUUAUUGAUUAUUGUGGAGGAUUGCCCCUUGCUCUAAAAGUUGUUGGUCGUUUGUUGGCUACGAAAAAGAGUAAAACCAUAUGGGAAAGUACAUUGGAUAAAUUAAGAAAUAUUCCAGAUGGAAAAAUUCAUGAAACGCUUAAAUUAAGUUACGAUGGGCUACCUGAUGAUCAUGUGAAGGGUGUGUUUCUUGACAUAUCUCAUUUCUAUAUUGAAACAGAUAAAAGUAUCACCACAGCAAUAUUGAAUGAUUGUAGCAAUUUUCGUGUAGAAGCAGAAAUUACCACACUCUGCGAUCGUUGUCUCUUAUAUAUUGGUAAAGAUAAAACAUUGAGAAUGCAUGAUUUGAUUCGAGAUAUGGGAAGAGAAAUUGUGCGGGCAGAAUCUCCUGUGGAAUUAGGAAAACGUAGUCGAUUGUGGCAUAAUGAAGAUGCAAAAAGCGUGCUAAGGAACGAAUCUGGAACAGAAGCAGUUGAAGGACUAAAGUUACUUUUGCCAGAAGAUUCUGAUGAGGAGCAAAGCUUCAGUACAGAAGCGUUUAAGAAGAUGCGGCGUCUGAAAUUUCUCCAGCUGGGAAAUGUAAAGCUGACUGGAAGCUACAAACGUCUUUCCAAGGAGUUAAGAGCGUUGUCUUGGAUUGGAUUUCCUCUUGAAGCCAUACCAGCAGAUUUCGAUCAACGAAAACUAGUUUGUAUGUUAUUGAGGCACAGCAAGAUCGUACGAGUUUGGGAGGAUUCGGACCUGUUGCCUAAGAAGUUGAAGUAUCUCUUUCUUAAAGACUGCCAUCACCUGACUGAAUUACCAGACUUUUCAAAACUCCCACAUCUCGAGAUAUUGAUCCUCAGUGGCUGUAAGGGUUUGUGUGGGGGUUACCAUUUUUUAGCACAACUGAAGAUGAUUGAGGUAUUAAAACUCAACGACUGCAAAAUAACAGAUGGUGCCGUUCUCAAAAUAAUUGGGAGUCUAUCUUCUUUAACAUACUUAGAUCUAGGUGGGAAUGGUUUUAAUAGGCUACCCAUUCUCAGUGGCCUUUCUCAGCUUCGGGAAUUACGUCUAAAUUAUUGCACAAACCUUCAGGCAAUCUCAGAUUUGCCGAACAGUUUGCUUAAACUGAAAGCGAAUUACUGCACUGCACUGGAAAUAAUGUCUGACUUUUCAGAGAUGUCAAAAAUGAGGAAAUUGGAACUGAAAGACUGCCGCAAACUCAAAGAUAUUCCAAACUUGGAGAACUCAAUGGACUACAUGGAUUCAAUUCAUAUGGAUGGGUGUACCAGUCUCACUGGUACUUUUAAGGAGAAACUUCAAACGAAAAAUGCAUUUGGUGGAAUUUCUCUCUCUGGAAAUGAUAUUCCUAACCGGUUAGCCUAUGUCGCGAGAAAGGGUGAAACUGUCAAAUUUAAAGUGCCGCCAAGUAUUGAUUAUAUAGGAGGGUUGGCUUUGGGCAUCGUUUAUUCUUCAGACAACUCCGACUCUACUGGGUCUCUAUACAUUGAUUUUGCUAAUCUUGCCCAGCGAACUUAUUUUCGCAUAUGCCCAAUGGAGGCCAUCGUAACAGCUUCCCAUGAAGAUUAUCUUUGGUUGGGAAAUCUUUCAAACAAGAAGCUCAAUCUGAAAGGCGGCGACACGAUUCAUGUAAGAGCAAAAUUUUAUGAAGGAGAUAAUAGAAUUAAGGUGAACAAAACAGGAGUCAAUAUUGUAAAAUGGGAUUUGUCUGAUGGUCGUACUAAUUGGAACACCUAUGUGACUAUGCCAUAUGAGUCGUACGAAGACACUACUAUGUCAUAUGAGUUUGAUGAAGACACUGAUGACGAUAUACAGUUGAGCAAUCGCCAUGUUUUCCUUUGCUACAAGACCCCUGAGGCCUGGCCAUGGAGCAUCGAAGGCUCUGAGUCCGAUCCACUCCCUAAGUUCUUCGGCUCCGCUCUCAAAACUAGCAAGAACGACAUCACCGUUAAGACGUUGCUGACAGUAAUUGAAGGACGCGAAGGAACUGAGUUUUCCGACGGCGAUGUGUUGAUUUUCCCACAAAUGAUCAAAUACAGGGGCUUGAAAGAGUCGGAUGUGGACAGCUUUGUUGAUGAUGUCCUUGUGAAUCACAAAUCAUGGGCUUCCGGAGUGCAAGAACCGUUGACUGGCUCCCAUGUAUUUGUAUGUACACAUUGUAGUCGAGAGGAAUGGAAUCGUGAUGGUGCACGUGUUCUCAUUGAUAAGUUCGAAGAGGAGGCUGAGCUGCGAGGAUUGACGAAUCAGUUAUUUGUUACUGCUUGCUAUCACACUGGAGGCCACAAUGGAAACUUGAUUAUCUACAGCCCAGGUUCAGAUGGAAGCAUAACAGGCCAUUGGUAUGGCUACGUCACUCCUGCUGAUGUGCCGGAAAUGCUUGAUCGGCAUAUUGGGAAGGGAGAGAUCAUACAACGACUUUGGAGGUUUGUGUAUUUUUGUGCAAGCCCUCAGAACAGUUUAUAUUCUGCCUCUCUGUAUUGUGAAGCCAAGCAGAGUUUCACCAAUACAGAAGUCAGUGAAUGUAUCAGCAGUGUGGAGAAGUCUUUUGAAAGCAGCGAAGUUACUAAUUCCUGUGAUCUUAUUGAGAGCAGGACGACCAGUAUCUAUAGAGGCAGCACUGGCAGUGAUGUUAGCGAUGAGAGCAGCUCCAGUAGUUUAGGCAAUGCCAUGUAUAAGCCCCACAAGGCAAACGAUAUUAGAUGGGAAGUGGUGCAAGCUGCACGAUCUCAUCAUAAUGGAACACUGGGUAAGGAGCAUUUCAAGUUGCUGAGGACACUGGGAUGUGGAGAUAUAGGCAGCGUUUAUUUGGCUGAACUGAUUGGCUCUGAAACAUAUUUCGCCAUGAAGGUUAUGGAUAAAGCAUUACUGGCAAGUAGGAAAAAACUUCUUAGGGCUCAGACAGAGAGGGAAAUACUGCAGUCUCUGGAUCAUCCCUUCCUGCCAACAUUGUAUACACACUUUGAGACGGAGAAGGUAUCUUGUUUGGUGAUGGAGUUUUGUCCUGGGGGUGAUCUGCAUGCACUCAGACAAAAACAACCUGGGAAGCAUUUUUCGGAGCAUGCUGCUAGGUUUUAUGUGGCUGAAGUUCUUCUUGCCUUGGAAUAUUUGCAUAUGCUCGGGAUCAUUUACAGAGACCUCAUACCAGAGAAUGUUUUAGUGAGGGAAGACGGACAUAUAAUGCUUUCAGAUUUCGACCUUUCUUUAAGAUGCUCCGUUUCCCCCACCCUGGUAAGAUCUUCAAACUUAGGUUUGGAGACAAAGAAAUCAGCAUAUUGUGUUCAGCCUGCAUGCAUCCAGCCGACUUGUGUAAUGCAGCCGGAUUGCAUUACGCCCGCAUGUUUUGGUCCACGCUUUUUCAAGGGCAAACCCAAGAAAGAUAAAAAUACCAAACUGAAGAAGAAUGACAAUGAUGUAUACAAUCAAGUGAGCCCUCUCCCUGAACUCGUUGCAGAACCGACAAGUGCUAGAUCAAUGUCCUUUGUGGGAACACACGAGUACUUGGCGCCUGAAAUCAUUAAAGGUGAAGGCCAUGGCAACGCUGUGGAUUGGUGGACCUUAGGGAUCUUUCUCUACGAGCUUUUGUUCGGAAGAACACCAUUCAAGGGGGAAGGAAACCGGGCUACUCUGUUUAAUGUGGUUGGCCAGCCUUUAAGAUUUCCAGAGUCGCCUUCUGUCAGCUUUGCAGCUAGGGACUUGAUCAGAGGUUUACUUGUCAAGGAGCCACAGCAUCGUCUUGCGUAUAGGAGGGGAGCAACAGAAGUUAAACAACAUCCGUUUUUCCAAAGCGUGAAUUGGGCACUAAUUCGCUGUACAACUCCACCCCAGGUGCCAAAGCACUACAUAUUGGAGACUCCUGGCACACCGAAAGAACCAAUAAACGGGAAGAUGCCGGGCGUUGAUUUGAAGCCUUCGGUUAAUUGUUUAGAGAUUGAUUUCUUUUGAUUCUUAGCCUUUGUUUUCCUCUGAUGAAAAACGAGUCCCCAACUGAUUCGUGUGGAUGCCUACUUUGAAAAACCCGAUUACGUAUCGUCCGUCUUUCGACCUUACAUUGCUCGGAACAGUCGAAUAGGUCCGGCGAACAAGAUGUUUUUCGAUUAGGGUUGUAAUUUGACACUGCUAAGUACAAUUUAUUAACUUACUUUCAACAUAAUU